AUGGGUCGUGUGAUCCGUAAUCAGAGGAAGGGUCGUGGAUCCAUUUUCACGGCUCACACCCGUCUCAACAAGGCUCCUGCCCAGUUCCGCACGCUCGACUUUGCUGAGCGCCAUGGAUAUGUCAGGGGCGUUGUGAAGGAGAUCAUCCACGACCCUGGCCGUGGUGCUCCUCUCGCUAAGGUUCAGUUCCGUCACCCUUACAAGUUCAAGAUGGUUACCGAGACCUUCAUCGCCAACGAGGGCAUGUACACUGGUCAAUUCAUCUACGCCGGAAAGAACGCUGCCCUGACCGUCGGCAACAUCCUCCCCCUCGCCUCCGUUCCUGAGGGUACCGUCGUUACCAACGUCGAGGAGAAGGCUGGUGACCGUGGUGCUCUUGGUCGUACCUCCGGAAACUACGUUACCGUUAUCGGCCACAACCCUGAGGAGGGCAAGACCAGAGUCAAGCUCCCCAGUGGUGCCAAGAAGGUUGUGAAGAACACCGCUCGUGGUAUGGUUGGUAUCGUCGCUGGUGGUGGUCGUACCGACAAGCCUCUGCUCAAGGCUUCUCGUGCCAAGCACAAGUUCGCUGUCAAGCGCAACUCUUGGCCCAAGACUCGUGGUGUUGCCAUGAACCCCGUUGAUCACCCUCACGGUGGUGGUAACCACCAGCACAUUGGUAAGGCCUCUACCAUCUCUCGCUACGCCGCCCACGGUCAAAAAGCCGGUCUUAUUGCUGCCCGGAGAACUGGUCUGCUCCGCGGUACCCAGAAGACCAAGGACUAA
Messenger RNA from Aspergillus udagawae, 765 nucleotides. RefSeq names its product 60S ribosomal protein uL2. Gene Ontology annotation, cellular component: cytosolic large ribosomal subunit; ribosome. NCBI's taxonomy places the organism in Eukaryota, Fungi, Ascomycota, Eurotiomycetes, Eurotiales, Aspergillaceae. Gene Ontology annotation, biological process: cytoplasmic translation. The record is from RefSeq and is a predicted model, not a curated record. The transcript is spliced from 4 exons. Gene Ontology annotation, molecular function: structural constituent of ribosome; RNA binding. The coding region runs from base 1 to 765 and encodes 254 amino acids.